Molecule: messenger RNA, 2829 nt
Organism: Oppiella nova
Lineage: Eukaryota; Metazoa; Arthropoda; Arachnida; Sarcoptiformes; Oppiidae
Source: the annotation of a GenBank genome assembly
AUGAACACAGCGGUCACGGCAUCACAGCAAACAUGUAUUCGUAUGGGGAGUGGCCGGCGCUGGUCGUCCGCCUGUGUGCGGACAGGCAUCACAUUACCACAGCUUACGCUACUACUAGUCCUCAACCUUUUGGCAAUCUUCACGUGCGUCCAACCAUUAGCUCAUCCAUCAAAGCAUCAGAUUCACCGGCAUAUGAGCGCUGAUGAUCUCCGACACGUAUUUCAAGUGGAGUCCCACGACUUGGUGCCGGAGUACGACCUGACGGACGUGCGGCUCAUACACAAGCGCUCCGUCGACCCGCGCGCCCACACCAACGACCCCAACGCCAAACAAAUCCAUAUAAAGGCUUUCGGCAAAAAGUUUCGGCUCAACCUCCAGAAGAACAAUGAGUUCAACGACCGGAUCCAAGACAUGAAAGUGUUUAUGGCGGAGACGACCGGAAACGGGAAGUUGCGGUACAGCGAAGCGCCCACCGGUCCCGACAACAGCCCCGCCGCCGUCGGCACCACAUAUCACGACAAGUCAAAUAUGGCCGCUAUUCUGGUCGACCAUAACUCGGACGGCAGUCUACAGCUGCACGGGACGAUCGGUAAUGAUUUAGUCAUACGACCAGUUCCUCAGACGGUGAGCGCCGAUAACUCGGAGUAUCUUCGCUAUAACGCCGACGACGAAGACGACGAGAUGUUCUUAGAUGAAGACGAGGCCAUUGAAAACAAACGCAUCAAUCAUUCAAAUAGUAGUCCAAACGUAACGCAAAAUAAGUCGCUUAACAGCACUGGGAGGACACCCUCACAGCCACUGCCGAUUAGCACUGCCAUGGAUUUAGAUUCACAGUUUAGCCAAUUAGGUGCACCCAAUCACAACUGGACGGUCAGUGGUUUGACGACCAACUCGUCGGACGAGCGUCGCUCGGGUCGCACCAAACGUCAGGCGCCGAACACCGUAUGGCCGGAGGUGUUGUUAGUCGUCGACUACGACUCCUAUGUAUUACACGGCGCCACCAGUCGUGAUGUCAAACGCUAUUUCAUAAGCUUCUGGAACGGCGUCGACUUGCGGUAUAAACUGCUGACCCAUCCGCAGAUCCGGGUCAGUCUGGCCGGUAUGAUCGUAGCCAAGGAUAGGGACGCAACUCCUUAUUUGGAGCGCAACAGAUUACGAUCGCCUAAUGCCGACGCUGUCGACGCUGCCGGUGCUCUCACUGAUAUGGGAAAGUAUUUGUACAGAGAAGACCGUUUGCCGACGUAUGACUUAGCGGUUGUCAUCACCAAACUGGAUAUGUGUCGGCGCCGGUAUGAGGGCGGCCGCUGUAAUCGCGGGACCGCCGGCUUUGCGUACGUCGGCGGCGCCUGUGUUGUCAACAAACGGCUCGAAAAAGUGAAUUCUGUGGCUAUUAUUGAGGACAGCGGCGGAUUCAGCGGCAUCAUUGUGGCCGCUCACGAAGUCGGGCACCUUCUGGGCUGUGUUCACGACGGGUCGCCACCGCCCAGCUAUUUAGGAGGUCCCGGUGCCACUCGCUGUCCCUGGGAGGACGGCUUCAUAAUGAGCGAUCUCAGGCAUACAGAGCGUGGCUUUCGCUGGUCAUCCUGUAGUGUCGAACAGUUUAAACAUUUUUUAAAUGGAGAGACGGCCACAUGUCUGUACAACUUUCCGCACGAAAACCAACUGUUGCCCCGAGUAUUGCCGGGAACUAUGCUAUCGCUGGAUGAACAGUGCAAAAGAGACAGAGGAACCAACGCCUGCUUUAAAGACGCUCGAGUUUGUGCUCAACUCUUUUGCUUCGACAGCGCCUCAGGUUAUUGUGUUUCCUAUAGACCUGCGGCUGAAGGCUCUCCGUGUGGCGACGGACAGAUCUGUCGUAACGGCAAGUGUUUGGCGGAAAUGGAGAAUAUAAUUCCCGACUACACUCACGUCACGCAAACCAUUAGUCGACUGCCAGCACCCGCCGCCACCAACACGGACCGCAUACUGGCCCGCUCUGACACCACCCCCGGGCGACGGCUCCCGAGAUUACGGAACCGUCAGGGGUUGGCCCGAAACGCGGGCAGUCCCUACAUACGACUGGCGGCGCCCACCAUGGAGUCCCCGCAAGUGGCCGCAGCGCCGGUAGCCGUCAAGAAUCAGACGGCGAUCAAAGCGGAGGCCCCACCGGCACCGGUAGCCACGGAGUGUCAGAACAACGUGGAGCGUAUGGCCGGUUCGCUCACUUGCACCCAAUUCCUCGAGAGAUUUGGCGACAAAUACUUGCCUCCUCGCUGGACAGUAGAGCCGAGUGACACGUCUGUGGUUAGGGGAAGGAGUAUAACCAUCGACUGCGCCACUCAGGGCUAUCCGUAUCCCAGGAUUAUUUGGACCAAAUCGUCUUCAAACAUUCAGCCAAAGGAUUUCAAGCCAAUCAUUAGCGGACCGCACCUUCAAGUGUACGAAAACGGCUCCCUUUCCAUACAGGAGGCCAGGGAUACGGACCAGGGUUUCUAUCUGUGUCAGGCACAAAAUGGCAUCGGACAGGGAUUGAGCAAAGUCGUCAAGAUUAGCGUUCACGUGGCCGCUCAUUUCAAAACGAAAUUCACGGCAGAAAUGGUACGAAAAGGACAUAACAUUAAACUGAAGUGCGAGGCGAUGGGCGACCGGCCCAUUGGGAUCACAUGGACUCGCGAUAAGCAGAAGAUCGAUAAGAUGGAUAUGAUGUCCAGCGCCGACACCAUAAGCUCGAGCACUGCCGCCGACAGCCGCUAUCAGCUCAACGAAAGCAUUACCGCCAAAGGCAUCGUCUCGGAGGUGAUCAUCAAAAAGGCCGACCGACGGGACAGUUCGCUCUUCACGUGUGUCGCC